This is a messenger RNA of Hemibagrus wyckioides, 1843 nucleotides long. RefSeq names its product homeobox C11b (gene hoxc11b). Bases 95 to 1027 code for a protein of 310 amino acids. Gene Ontology annotation, molecular function: RNA polymerase II cis-regulatory region sequence-specific DNA binding; DNA-binding transcription factor activity, RNA polymerase II-specific. Gene Ontology annotation, cellular component: nucleus. NCBI's taxonomy places the organism in Eukaryota, Metazoa, Chordata, Actinopteri, Siluriformes, Bagridae. Gene Ontology annotation, biological process: regulation of transcription by RNA polymerase II; anatomical structure development. The record is from RefSeq and is a predicted model, not a curated record. The transcript has 2 exons.
GUUCGAGUUCCCCCCCACCCACCACCAUCACCACCGACCCCCCCGCAAAAAAAAACAUCCAUCCGACUGGACACCGAGUGCAUGAGUCAGGACGAUGUUUAACUCGGUCAAUCUGGGCAACUUCUGCUCCCAGACGCGAAAAGACAGAAGUACCGAAUUCGGGGACCGGACGGGCUGCGGCUCGAGCCUCUACCUCCCCAACUGUGCCUACUACGUGCCCGAGUUUUCUUCUUCCUCCUCUGCGGUGUCGUCGUUCCUGCCGCAGGCUUCCUCGCGUCAGAUCGCUUACCCGUACCCCACAAGCCUAUCUCACGUGCAGCCAGUUCGGGACGUGUCGUACGGACUGGAUCCGUCAGCCAAGUGGCACCACAGAGGGAGCUACGCGCCUUGCUACGCGGCAGAGGAAUGUCUUCCGCCAUCGUCCUCCAUGACGGAAAUGCUGAUGAAGAACGAGAGCGUCUAUAACAACCACCACCACCACCACCAUCAUCAUCCUCAUCAUCAUCACCUUCAUCAACAAGCCGGCACAAGCUUUUACCCAGCCACGGGGAAAAACAACAACGUCCUCCCGCAAGGUUUUGAUCGUUUUUUCGAGGGUGCCUACGGAGGAUCCGUAGAGGACUGCGUGCAAAAAGAAGAGGACGUUAGCAAACCGGAUCCGGUGGCGCGUACCGACCCAGAAAAAGACCACCAGCGCGAGGAGGAGGAUGAAGAGGAUGAGCAUGCCACCGGGACGUCGGGUGCCUCGUCCGCGGCGGCGAAAGACGACGGCGCCUGCAAAAACGAGCACUCCAGUGCAACUCGGACGCGAAAGAAGCGAUGUCCUUACACCAAGUUUCAGAUCCGGGAGCUCGAGCGCGAGUUCUUCUUUAAUGUUUACAUCAACAAAGAGAAGAGGCUGCAGCUCUCGCGCAUGUUGAACCUCACCGACCGACAGGUGAAAAUCUGGUUCCAAAACCGACGAAUGAAAGAGAAGAAAUUAAGCCGAGAUCGUCUGCAGUAUUUUUCCGGUAAUCCUCUUUUGUGAACUGUGUUGUUUUUUCUUCUUCUCGUAUACCGGAUAUUAUAAUAAUUCUCAAAAAAUGCAAUGCAAAGUUGAAUAAUAAUGAAGACAGAGCUUGAUUUUAAUACGCAAAAGUUGGGACAUUUAUGGACACAUGUUUUCCCCUCCAGCAUAUCUUGCUUUAUAAUGCCAUCAAUCUGAAGCAUAAAUGAUGUUAAGAAGGUUAUUACCUAAAGAAGGCUAUUUCCACCAACUAUAACUAUUUUACUCUAAAUUGUAAUGGACGUGUCGAUGAAGUUGUAAUUGUCUCUAAGAUAUUAUUAUUAUUAUUAUUAUUAUUAUUAUUAUUAUUAUUAUUAUUAUUAUUAUUAUUAUUAUUAUUAUUAUUAUUCAUUAGAACCUUUAUUUACAGGAAAACGCCCACCUUUGAGACUAUGCAAUAUGAUUAAUCACCAUUGUGUAUUAUUACUCACUGUAAAUAUGUACUUUUUAUUUUUCUUUUGAAUUUAUUUUUCAUUCGCAUUAAUCCAUUCUGGAGAACUGGAAAAGUGAAGAGAAGGCUGCAGAGUUUUCUAUUUCUAUACCAUUGUAAGCUGUUGUUUAUGCUAGCUGUUUACAUGUUACGCAAUGAAAAGGGAGAAAAGGGGAAGCGUUGAAUAUAUGCAUAUGCAAAUUUAAGAAUGUAAUAAAAAAACAAAAAUAAAGGAAUCUCAUUUCCUUAUUUAAUUCAACACGUAGCUUCUUUCUUAAAGUAUUUUGGAUUUGGAUUAUUUCUCUAAACUCGCUCAAACAGCCGAUUUUAAUCAAACAAGGAGAAAACUCGAGAGUUCAGGUCUAAAA